Messenger RNA from Camelina sativa (false flax), 700 nucleotides. Its product is annotated as large ribosomal subunit protein eL36x. Gene Ontology annotation, cellular component: ribosome. Gene Ontology annotation, molecular function: structural constituent of ribosome. The record is from RefSeq and is a predicted model, not a curated record. Gene Ontology annotation, biological process: translation. NCBI's taxonomy places the organism in Eukaryota, Viridiplantae, Streptophyta, Magnoliopsida, Brassicales, Brassicaceae.
UAAUAAUAAUAAAAAUCCUCUUUUUUAUUUUAAGAAGACUAUAAAUUGCUUUCGUCUUCGCUCUCUCACAAUCUUCUUCUUCGAUUCACCUUGGCGGCGCACUCAGAGAGAUUCAAACAACUCAGAAAAUGGUGGCGACUGGCUUGUUCGUGGGGCUGAACAAAGGACACAUUGUUACAAAGCGAGAGCAACCUCCUCGCCCUAACAACAGAAAAGGGAAAACAAGCAAAAGGACUCUCUUUAUCAGGUCCCUCAUCAGGGAAGUUGCUGGUUUUGCUCCUUAUGAGAAGAGGAUCAGUGAGCUUUUGAAGGUCGGUAAAGACAAGAGAGCUCUCAAAGUUGCCAAGAGGAAGUUGGGAACCCACAAGAGAGCCAAGCGAAAGAGAGAGGAGAUGUCUAGUGUUCUCCGCAAGAUGAGGUCUGGUGGAGGAGGUGCUGCUGCAACUGAGAAGAAGAAGUGAUGCAGUGACUCGCGUUGGUUCUGCGUGGUUUCUCGAACUUUGUGUGUUUUAGAAUUUUUGCCUAAUGUUUCUUUGGAUAUUUUGUAGCAAAGAUGAUUUAAUGUUGAAACGAAACCAUUUUGGAGCCACUUGUCUUCUGAUUAACCGGGUGUGUCUUAAUGUCCGGUCCAAUCUGGUUUAGAAAUGUACUUUCUUUGACCCCCAUGUUGUAGUCUUUCGUUAUUGGGCCUACUUCGACA